CUGGGGACCUAGCGCCUGUCCAGAUCCUUGCGAGUCGCGCCCUGCGACAAGCGAUCGCGAGUCAAAACACUGGCGUCUUCACAAAAGGAAGCGUAAUAGAAGAAGAGACUGCUCCUGAUGGUCAUGCUGGUGUAUUUUUUAAACAGAAUAUUUUUAUUAAAGAUGACGAAGUUGGAGUGCCUCCACUAGACCUGUCACAUCUUCGUGUAAUGCCGCUUAAGUUGGUACACAAAAGACCCGAAAAGCCCGAGAGUGAAGACUUGACGGCCGAAGUCUCUGCUUUGAAUCGUCCACCCUCACGCAACGAAUUCGGGAGUGACUUGACAAACGAAAGGCUAGAGCGAUUCAUGCGUGGCACAACAACGACCACGGGCACGACUAGACAAAGCAGAACAGCCGAGAGCAGACUUUCGCCUUUACCGACUGCAGGUGUUUACUGAUUCGUCUUGCAAUACAAGUGGUGAUGAGUAUUAGUCUUGCUUCUAGGUAGUGCCUACAGUCCCUUCAAUCUAUAGUUUUUAUUGUGUGACAUUGAGCUGUGUACUUUUCUUUCAGUUAUUUGUAUUAAAUAUUAGCUUUCUUUCUUCUUGCCGUUACCUAGUGGCCUCAGCUAUCUAAGUAAUUGUGGUUCACUUACUGCUGUGACUAACUUGAGUAGGUAGUUAACUGGUUUGCUUGUAGCAGAGAGCAGACUUUCGUCUUUACCGACUACAGGCCGCGUUGUGCAUUUAGGUUCUGCCACAGCUUCUGCCAGGAACCAAAGUGUAGCUAUUAGUGGCCUGAAGCACACAACUACAAAAAAAGGGCGUCGUGACCAACCGUUGCAUGAGUAUCUGCCAGGAGCAGAGGAUGUCCUGGGACCAUUUGGGCAGACUCGCAAACCUGCAAGUGCAGCCAAGAGGCUAGAGGAGUCUAUUGCGUCUCACAUUUCGAAAGAGCUCAACCGACAUCCCGAGGCAGCGGUGAAGAUUCUGCGCAAACUUCUAGCAGAGAAAGGUGUCAUGACUGCAUUUGGCCAAGACGAACUGGAUAAAAAUUAUAGUACCUUGUUGGAGGAACAAGCGCAGCUACAUCUUCAUGUACAAGGAGAAACGACUAAGAAGAGUGCUCUUGGCUUAAUUACGGAGGACGAAGAAGAUGAGGACCAAAGUAAUGAGAUGGAACUAGGAUCGGAGAGUAGCAGGUCGCGAGGAAGUGUGCUCGAAAGGACCAUGCUUGAGGCAUCGAAAAAGUCGAAAGCACAAGAGGGUUCCCCACUCGAGGAGGACAAUUCUUCUGCAGAUGGAGAAAAUGUAAAUGACAGCACUCUAGUUGUACUUGGGAAUGCGAACAAUAGAAGUACUCAAGAACAUAUCAUGCUUGCUGGCGAAGAGGAAGAUGCUGAAAAUGACGCUUCUGGUGAAUCUACGGCAGGCGCAGGACAACAUCGAGCAGGCAGUAAAAAUAGUACGAGAAAUAGUACUACGUCUCUGCGGAAGAAGUCGAAGUCGUCCUCAAGAACGUCCGCUGCUCAGCCGAAUGAUUACAACCCCAGUAACUUCGUGAAAAGUCCCAGCUUGAUCGUGGAAGAAGAGCAUGUGGUUCGGAAAUCGAGUACAACUAAGAGUCCCAGCUUGAUCGUGGAAGGAGAACCCGCGACUCGAAAAUCAAAGAAGUCAGAGAGAGAGUCUGCUGAGAAUUCGGUUCGAAAAUCAAAGAAGUCAGAGAGAGAGUCUGUUGCUGCUCUAAAUGCUAGAAAGAGCAGGACUAGUACUAGAACGAGCCUUGAAGAUCUGAGGAAGCAAGAACAACAAGAAGAGGUGCGCUAUUCUGACAGGACGCAGACGGAAAAAAAUUCCAUACGCAGAAGCACCAGAGGCAGCGAAAAUCGCAACAGUAAAAUCUCUAUCCCGGAGCUUACGAUUAUCAGUCGCAAGAGCAGCACCAACAGACAGAGCAAUAUUGACCCCGCGGAAACGAGGACGUCAGAAAGGAGAAGUGGCGUGGC
Molecule: messenger RNA, 1987 nt
Organism: Amoebophrya sp. A25
Lineage: Eukaryota; Dinophyceae; Syndiniales; Amoebophryaceae
Source: the annotation of a GenBank genome assembly